AUUACUUACAAAUAUGUUUUCGAAUAAUGAAGACCGGAAUGAAACGAAGUUGAGAUCAUUCACUUUUCCGGAAAAAGUCAAUUUCUUGAAUAAAUCGGCGGUUAUUAUCAAUAGACGAGCUCCAAAAUACACGAGCUUUAAUAAUUUAAGUGGCGAUGAUCUUCAGCUCCACAUGCGGCUUGAGUCAAAAGACUGGCACAUGAUUGUGGUUUUACAUCAUGGGUUGUUUAGUAGAAAACAGAUUAUUGAUGCUCUGUACAACAUUGUUAAAGAUAAACUUUUUGCACCUAUGGGCUAUGAAAGAAAUGGAGAGUUUGACACAUUUCUUAUUGUUGAUCAGUCAGAUGCUUUAAAGAGACUUUUUGAAAACCAAUUGAAAAUAUAUAUUGGAGACACUGUUUUGCCAUUGAUGGUUCAGCUUACAGUAUCACCCAACAAUCAAUUACAUAAUCCCAGAUUAAUUGAUCUUCUGCAUGCAGACAUUACGCAGAAAAUUAAUCAAGCAAAACAAAAGGAUAUAAACACAGAAGUGUUUGAUUUGUCACAUUAUUGUGAAAGCAGUAAAUAUGUGAUAAUAUCGUUAAGUAACAGAAUAUGUUUGAACAUUCUAAUUGUUCAAAUGAACAGAAUAGCAAAACUGAAGGCGGAAUUUUCAUUGUUCGACUUUUCCAAUAAUGACAUUCAAACUCUAGAGCCAUUCGAAAAGUUAUACGGAUUUCAAAUGAAGGUCCUUAAUCUUCAAAAUAAUCAAAUUAGAGAUUUGAAUGAAUUAAGAUAUUUAAGAAACUUGAACAUCGUUGAGCUAUCUUUGGAUGGAAACAGAUUUAUAAACACAACAGAUAUUACUAGAAAAGUUCAAUCAAUGAUUUCAACCGUUAAAGUCUUAAAUGGAAAUCAAAUAGAAGUGGAAAUGACUGCAUCAACAUCUCAAAUGAAAGAUGACAAAAAAAUUUCAUUUAACUUCAAUGCUUACAAGGCCCAAGGAAAUGAGCCAAUUGUGAAAUUUUCUGAAGGAAUUUUUUUCACGGCUUCUAAGGCACAUACUUUUGAAAAAUUGCUUUCAUCUUAUUUAAAUCUGAAAAGAGAUAAUUGGUGGAGUAAAGUUACAAUUGAACACAAUAAAAGAUAUGAAAAGGAGGAAAUUAUUGAGGAAAUUCAGAAGUUAUUUCCCAACGUACCUUUUUUCCCAUGUUACUACAAACGCUUGGGUAAUCGUGAUGAAUUUUAUCUUUACAAGAACUUUGAUGCUCUUAAACUUCUCAUGGAGAGAAGAUUGAUACAUGAAAUGCCCGACUGUCAAAAAAUAACAUUCCAGUUGAGUCUUGGCGUGGCAGCAUUCGAAGAUGGACAAGUUAAUUGGCAACAUAAAAUUUCGUACGUUUUAUCGCAAAGAAUUAUCGGCGAUACACUCGAUCUCAAUGGCUUCAUUCAUGAUCCAAAAUUCUCGAAGAUUAUUCUUCCAAUCAACACAAAAUUCACUUUAAAUUAUAUUUUCGAUCAUGCACGAAAACAAAAUAAUCAAAUAACAAAAAUUUACAUUCAAAAUAAUGGAAUAACUUCUCUGGAUUGUUUAAGGAAAUCUUUUUUUACGCAUUCAAAAGUUGUGACAUUAGAUUUACGAAACAACAAAAUAUUAUGCUUGUCUGGCAUGUCUUUCUUGUGUUCAUUAAAAGAGAUUUUCUUAGAUGGAAAUCCGAUUUGCGAGAUGUUUUCGAAUCCCAAAUCAUAUAUAGAAGAAGUGAAGCAAUAUUUCCCAGGAGCGGAGAAAAUUGAUGGAAGAGUCAUCAACAGAUCGCUCCAAAUGGUUUCUUUCCAAAAUUUUCUUAUUACAAGGAAAGCAUCGGUGAUGGUGAAUGCUUUUCUUAGUAAUUUUUUCAAGUUAUUUGACUCUAUGGAACGCCACCGAGUCCUGGAAUUCUAUUCGGAUCAAUCCAUAUUUACGAUGAGUGUAAAUUUCAACCCAGAACACUUUUCAAUGACUCAGAGAGCAGAAACAGCUACGCAGAUUCAAAACUACGGAAAAUAUUCUCGAAAUCUUUUAUACAUUGCCAAUUUCAGCAAGACAGUUGAUAACAUUCAUGUCGGGCUUACAAACAUUGCAAAAGUUUUUAAUGGAUUAAAUAGAACGUCACAUGACUUUGAAAGUUUUUCAAUUGACGUUCCUUUGUAUCAUCCAACUUCGAUGAUCGUAAUUACAGUUACUGGAAUUUUCGAGGAGCAUGGUUUGCAUUUGAAUAAAUUUGAUCUCUUUCUUGGCUUUACACGAACGUUUAUUUUGCAUCCACUGCCAGAAAAUAAAUUUUUCAUAAGUAAUGAUCAAAUGUUUGUUCAUUCUUUUGCACCAGCUCAAAAAGACUUAUGGAUGAAUAACAAAAGAAAAAUUAUCAAUGAAAAUGAAGAAAAUCAUCAUGAAGACAUUUCAGUAACUCCAUUGGAAGAGAAAACUAUGAAACUUAUUUUAUUUCAAAAGCUUACAGAAUUAAAGAAAGAAGAAUGCUUGCGAAUACUUGAAGAAAGCUUCUGGAAUAUUAAAGUUUCAUUAGCUACAUUUAAUAGUUUAAUAAAUACUUGCGGCAUUGCCGAUGAUAAAUUUAAUUUUCAAUAAAGCAAGAAACAAUAAAAUGUCUUUAAUAAAAUGAGAAAAAGAUUUAUGCUUCUAACAUAUUGUGAAGAUAAAUGUCAAUGUAAGACAUUAAGAAAUGCAAUGUAAAUAAUUGAAAAUAUAAAAAAAAUUAAUUGAGUUGUCAUUAAAUAUUAAAGUUUAUACAUAUUAAAUAAAAAUAAAAAAGAAAGAAAUUUUAU
Messenger RNA from Clunio marinus, 2802 nucleotides. NCBI's taxonomy places the organism in Eukaryota, Metazoa, Arthropoda, Insecta, Diptera, Chironomidae. The record is from the annotation of a GenBank genome assembly.